Molecule: messenger RNA, 4191 nt
Organism: Elephantulus edwardii (Cape elephant shrew)
Lineage: Eukaryota; Metazoa; Chordata; Mammalia; Macroscelidea; Macroscelididae
Gene: SLITRK5
Product: SLIT and NTRK-like family, member 5
Exons: 2
Coding region: 32-2896 (954 amino acids)
Biological process (GO): regulation of presynapse assembly; axonogenesis; positive regulation of synapse assembly
Cellular component (GO): membrane
Molecular function (GO): protein binding
Source: RefSeq, a predicted model, not a curated record
GGGCCCUGGGAAUGUGGCACGGGGAGGUAAAAUGCAAGCUUGUUGCCCCCCAGUAACUUUGGAACAAGAUCUCCAGAGAAAAAUGCAUAGCUGGAUGCUGCAGACUCUAGCAUUUGCUGUAACAGCUCUCGUCCUUUCGUGUGCAGAAACCAUCGAUUAUUAUGGGGAAAUCUGUGACAGUGCAUGUCCUUGUGAGGAAAAGGACAGCAUUUUAACUGUGAGCUGUGAGAACCGAGGGAUCAUCAGCCUCUCUGAGAUUAAUCCUCCCCGUUUCCCCAUCUACCACCUCUUGUUAUCCGGGAACCUCCUGAACCGUCUUUAUCCCAACGAGUUUGUCAAUUACACUGGGGCUUCAAUUUUGCAUCUGGGUAGCAAUGUUAUCCAGGACAUUGAGACAGGGGCUUUCCAUGGGCUGCGGGGUUUGAGGAGAUUGCAUCUGAACAAUAAUAAACUGGAACUUCUUCGGGAUGACACUUUUCUUGGCUUGGAGAACUUAGAGUACCUACAGGUCGAUUACAAUUACAUCAGUGUCAUCGAACCCAACACUUUUGGGAAACUGCAUCUGUUGCAGGUGCUUAUCCUCAAUGACAAUCUCUUGUCCAGUUUACCCAACAACCUUUUCCGUUUUGUGCCCUUAACGCAUUUGGACCUGCGGGGGAACCGGCUGAAACUCCUGCCCUACGUGGGGCUGUUACAGCACAUGGAUAAAGUGGUGGAAUUACAGCUGGAGGAGAAUCCCUGGAAUUGUUCCUGUGAACUCAUCUCUCUCAAGGAUUGGUUGGACAGCAUCUCUUACUCGGCCCUGGUGGGGGAUGUGGUUUGUGAGACCCCCUUCCGCUUGCAUGGCCGAGACCUGGAUGAGGUGUCCAAACAGGAACUUUGCCCACGGAAACUCAUUUCGGACUAUGAGAUGAGACCACAGACGCCUUUGAGCACCACGGGAUAUUUACACACCACCCCUGCUUCGGUGAACUCUGUGGCCACCUCUUCCUCUGCUGUUUACAAACCCCCCUUGAAGCCUCCCAAGGGGACCCGCCAGCCCAAUAAGCCCAGGGUGCGCCCCACCUCCAGGCAGCCAUCCAAGGACUUGGGCUACAGCAACUAUGGCCCCAGCAUCGCGUACCAGACCAAAUCGCCGGUGCCUUUGGAGUGUCCCACCGCGUGCACUUGCAAUCUGCAGAUCUCGGAUCUAGGCCUCAACGUCAACUGCCAGGAACGCAAGAUCGAGAGCCUCGCCGAGCUCCAGCCCAAACCCUACAACCCCAAGAAGAUGUAUCUGACGGAGAACUACAUCGCCGUGGUGCGCCGAACCGACUUCCUGGAGGCCACGGGCCUUGACCUCUUGCAUCUGGGCAACAACCGCAUCUCGGUGAUUCAGGACCGCGCCUUCGGGGACCUCACCAACCUGAGGCGUCUGUACCUGAAUGGUAACCGGAUCGAGAGGCUGAGCCCGGAGCUCUUCUACGGCCUGCAGAGCCUGCAGUAUCUCUUCCUCCAGUACAAUCUCAUCCGAGAGAUCCAGGCCGGGACCUUCGAGCCGGUCCCCAACCUCCAGCUGCUCUUCCUGAACAACAACCUCCUCCAGGCCAUGCCCUCGGGUGUCUUCUCCGGCCUGACCCUCCUCCGGCUCAACCUGCGGAGCAACCACUUCGCCUCCCUGCCCGUCAGCGGGGUCCUGGACCAGCUCAAGGCGCUCAUCCAGAUCGACCUGCAUGACAACCCGUGGGAUUGCACGUGCGACGUGGUGGGCAUGAAGCUGUGGGUGGAGCAGCUCAAGGUGGGCGUCCUGGUGGACGAGGUCAUCUGCAAGGCCCCCAAGAAGUUCGCCGAGACGGACAUGCGCGCCAUCAAGUCGGAGGCGCUGUGCCCGGACUACUCGGACGUGGUGGUGUCCACGCCCACGCCCUCGGCCGGCCAGCUCCCCGCCAGGACCAGUGCGGCGGUGACCCCCGGUGUCCGCCUCAACAGCACCGGGGUCCCCGCGGGCCUGGGCGCGGGCGCGGGCGCCUCCUCCGUGCCGCUGUCCGUGCUCAUCCUGAGCCUGCUGCUCGUCUUCAUCAUGUCCGUGUUCGUGGCCGCCGGCCUCUUCGUGCUGGUCAUGAAGCGCAGGAAGAAGGGCCCGAGCGACCCCACCAGCACCAACACCUCGGACGUGAGCUCGUUCAACAUGCAGUACAGCGUGUACGGCGCCGGCGGCCCCGGGGGCCACCCCCACGCGCACCACCGCGGGUCCGCGCUGCCCAAGGUGAAGACGCCCGCGGGCCACGUGUACGAGUACAUCCCGCACCCCCUGGGCCACAUGUGCAAGAACCCCAUCUACCGCUCCCGGGAGGGCAACGCGGUGGAGGAUUACAAAGACCUGCACGAGCUCAAGGUCACCUACGGCGCCAACCACCACCUGCAGCAGCCGCCGCCCGCGCAGCCGCCUGCGCCCCCCGCGCAGCAGCCCCCGCAGCUGCAGCUGCCACCGGGGGACGACGAGCGCCGCGAGGGCCACCACCUGCGGAGCCCCGCCUACAGCGUCAGCACCAUCGAGCCCCGGGAGGACCUGCUGGCGCCGGUGCAGGACGCGGACCGCUUUUACAGGGGCAUUUUGGAACCAGACAAACACUGCGCCCCCAGCCCCGCGGGCAACAGCCUGCCGGAGUAUCCCAAGUUCCCCUGCAGCCCCGCUGCCUACACCUUCUCCCCCAACUACGACUUGCGGCGCCCCCACCAGUACUUGCACCCCGGAGCUGGGGAGGGCCGGCUGCGGGAACCGGUGCUCUACAGCGCGCCCAGCGCCGUCUUUGUAGAACCCACCCGGAACGAGUAUCUGGAGCUAAAAGCAAAACUCAACGUUGAGCCGGACUACCUCGAAGUGCUGGAAAAACAGACCACAUUUAGCCAGUUCUGAGACCCGAGACGCUGCUGGAACUUUUGCAUUGCAAGCAAGCAAGCAGACACACGGUGAACACGACUGGCUUGUUUCCACGUUUAGGGUGAAGUGCCUUGGCACGGGAUUCUCAGCUUCAGCGGAAGACACCGAAAGGGUGUGCGAUUUCCUUUACAUUUCACACCUGGGAAACACUUGUGUUAACUGGGCACCUCGCUUUCUCUCCUGGCCUGUGGGGGAGGAAGGGGGAGAGCUGGUCGCUUUGGCUGUGGGUGACUUGCUCAAGGUCCCAUGCUGUUUGCAGAGGUUGGAAGUGUUGGGGGUGGUGAGAGAUGGCCCUGCAUAGAUUCUCCUCUUGCUCUUUGGCUUCCUGGCUCGGUGCCCUCGGUGCCCUCCUCCCUUCCCCCUCUUUAAGCUAAGGUGGGUCUCCGUGGCUUUUUUUGGAGAGAUUAGCACAUCCCAAUUGAAUCAGAAAGUUCUCCCCCUUCCUUUGUCCCUCCCUCAUUUCUCCUUUUUUUUUUUAAAGGAUGUGUUUAUAUGCAUUCUGGACGUUUGAAUUAAAUAACAAAAGUAUUGUGAUCUAGACAAGAUCGCCAUAGAUGUGGACAAAUCAUUAAAAUUGCAGAGCUAUAUGAUCCAUAAUUGAUUAGUCAAAAAUAACUUAUUGAUAAAAUAUACGAAUAUUUGAUUGUAGCACCUAUUUUUAUAUGCACCUUUAGCAUUUCUCCUUCUUUCACUAUUUACGCUUUAUUUUUCAUGGAAUUGUCACACUAUACUACGAACUGUAUUUCCAAAACAAGUGAUACCAGAAAAGCAUUUUCAAUCAUAAAAAAAAAAGUGGAGAAAUUUUUAGCAAGGGUUUAAACCAAUGCAACCCACCCAAUUGGGCCUGUAUUAUUUUUUUAUUUAAAGAGGUUGAAUCCCAAUCUAAGAAAAUAUUUUAGGGCAAUUAAUUGGGCCACUUGAGUGAGAAUCAUGUGCAAGUGUUUGGUUUUCUUAGAGAAGAGUUAAAAGUAUUUUUAUUAGUCAACCAAAAGUAUGUAUUGAUUUGACUACUAUUGUAGCCGAUUUCUGAUUGUUUAACCAAACCCAGUCACGUUUGUACAGAUCCAAGUAUAUGAGCACCUUGUAAGAUCAAACAAGGGACUGUACAAAUCUCAAUAUGAUGUCUCUGUUCCUUUGGGCAGCAAGCAAUGGUGAUAACCACAGACAGGAUUUCUGUAAGAUGGGGCUACUGUUGUUAACAGUAUCAUAUGUAUCCCAGCACAUGUAAUUUUUUAAAUAGUUUCUGAAUAAACACUUGAUAACUAUGUCAA